This is a messenger RNA of Penicillium malachiteum, 606 nucleotides long. RefSeq lists its product as uncharacterized. The record is from RefSeq and is a predicted model, not a curated record. The transcript has 2 exons. Lineage: Eukaryota; Fungi; Ascomycota; Eurotiomycetes; Eurotiales; Aspergillaceae. Bases 1 to 606 code for a protein of 201 amino acids.
AUGCGUAGCCCAUUCGACACUAAUAAUGACCCACUGUUAUUUGAUUCGUAUGACUAUCCCGGCCAAUCAUCGCUCUUUGCCCCGACCCCAGAAUAUGCCCCGACCCCCGGAUAUGGCAUCUGUCAGACACCCUCGGUGAUUAGUUCGAUUAGCCCAGAAGACCGCCCAGAUGAAGCCUUUUCCCCGCAGCGCCGGUCGCCUCAGACAAACCAGAUCCAAUUACUUCAGUUGACUGAGUGGGAAGAAGGAAAAUUGUACGAUGAGCUUCCACCCACCUGUAUACACUAUUCGAUUGUGUGGAAGAUGACUCUCAACAACAACAAAUUUAUUUGGAAAAGCACAGAGCAAGACCUAGUGUUGGCUCCACGGUUCCACUGGCGUCUUUUUCUAGGGCCCAAGUUAAAGGAAGUUGCAAGCAAGAAAUUUGCGCAGAAAAGUGUUGAAUUAGAUGAUACAACUGUCGUCGUAUCGAAUCUAAGGGCCCUUGUGAGCUACACGGAGGAAGGUGGUCUGUUGAAAACCCACGACGACGUCCCUGAAUCAAUCCGUGAAAAGCUAUAUAUCCAGGAGCAGCAGCGACUUGAGAGGCAAAAGGGAGGCACUUAG